ACGUAUCAAAGUCCCGAUCGAUCGGCCGCGUCGCGAACAACGGCUGUCGCGUUUCUUUUCGUUUCGGGAGUUUCUCUCCGACGGAGACGUCCACCUUCGCUCAUCUCACGCAUCGCGUUCGAUGAUCGAGAGGACGUUCGCGGCAAAGGUCGCGGUUGCGCGAGUGACCGAUCGCUCGGAGCGAUCGCAAGUGACACCAUCGAGUGGCAUACGUCAUUGGUGAACCGUUGCAACAGUUUCACGAGUGUGUCUUGCGGUUCUCUCUUGGGGCCGGAAUCGAAAAUUGCUGCCUACGAGAAGAAAGCGACCAAGUCCGUGGGACGAAGACUGAAUCGGAACCGAUCGACCUAGUGAAGAAGACGCAAUGCGGGUGUUAUGUGCAUUCUGUGGACUGUUUUUGGCUAUCGUCAUUGCCAAUUGCAGUCCUGUCGUCAAGAGAGACGCGGAAGAAGACCUCAGUCCGCUGAACGAAGUAGCCGAAACUGAUGAUGCGACGGCCGAUGACGAAAGAGGCGAUAGGGACAAGAGAAAGAUCGGCCUCAAGCUUGGAGUAUCGAACGGCAUCAUUAAUUUUGUGUUUGACAAAGUGGAUUCCUUCAUAGACUCGAAAACGAAAGCGCUCUCAGUUCUCGACGAAUCUAACAAAGCGAAAAAUGCUGCUUUUGGAAUCGAUCCUAAGCAUUCGGCUACGUCGGAGUUCCUCAACAAAUUAUUAUCUCAAAAGGUUCAGGCUGCGACGGGCAGCAUUGGGCCUAUUAUAAAUAGCGCGGCGACAUUCUUCUCAGGCGCCUCGGCUGGCAUCACUAAGGCCCUGGCCGGGAAAAUUGCGCCAUUAAGCUCGCUUUCUGGUGGUGCGAGUGGCGGUGAUGGUACAGGACAUGCAGACGGCGGUGCAGGAGGAGGAUCAUCGGCCUUCAUCGGCAAUCUCUUGUCUCAAAAGAUCGGCUCCUUGUCGAGCCUGAGCCAAGGUAGCGGCGGUUUAGGCAGUUUAAGCGGCGGUUUAGGCGGUUUAAGCGGUGGUAGCAGUGGUGGCGAUCAGGGUAGCUCCGGAGGCGCUUCUUCUGGCGGAACUGGCGGCGCGAACGCCGGCAUCAAUCUCGGAGCUUUCGCCAACCUGGCAGGGAAAGGGAUUAUUACCACUACGGAGGAUACACCUGAGUUUGAUAGGAAUAGGGUAUCCUUGGAAAUACCAUCAAGCGCAUUCGGCACUGGUUUCAACCUAAUAACUAACGUUAGCAAAGUUCUCAACAGCGUAAUCCUAAAUUCAGCCCGUCGAACGCAGACAUUGCUGGAAAUUUUCAAGCCGUUCUUCCGUGGUACUUUCGCCAUAAAGGGUCUACCGUCGGAUAAUCCUAAAUAAAAACGUCUGAUUUUAUUUUGCAUUCGCGAUACUAUGAAACAAUUGCUCAAUGAUCAUCGUUUCUUAUUAGGAAACGUUCCACAAGUUCCGAUCACAUGUCUCCUGGAUAGAUAUUGUUGAUUAGAGUUUGUGAAGAUUGUUCCAAAGUUCUGUUGAUCAUAGAACAUUUUUAGAUCUUAGACUGAAGUCUAGAUAAGUUAGGAUUGUAACAUUUGCGAAGAUUUCUUCGUAAUUGUUAAAUAACUGUCACUUAUGACGCCACAUUUUUGCCUCAUAUUUUAUCCACUAUUUUUUACACACUUGUUAGUUGCUUCAGUUUUUUAAAUGACUUGAAAAUUGGCGUCGUAAGUCAAAGGUACGAGUAUAUGCUUUUAACGAUUGAAAGCGUAUGUGUUAUUAUAGAGAAAAUAGAUAUUUAUAUAUAAAUAUGUAUGUAAAAACUAAUGUGUAGAUAAAAGUGUUAUUUUAGAAACAAUUUAGUCAGAUUUUAAAUAAUUAGCGCGUUACAAAGUACGAUAAAAUAAGAAAGGAGCAUCAAUCAAACUAUUUUACAUCUCAUAAAACUAGUUUUAUUUGAUCUUACGUAAACAAAUAUAAAAAGAUCCUUAGAAUUCUUGUUUAUCAGUCUAUAACUUAAAAUAUGUCAUAAUAAAUGAAAAAAAUAUUAUUAUGCCGACUUUUUACGACUUUUACUUGAGAGUGUGCGUCAAGAUGACAACUUCUUAUUUAUUAAUACUAGACUUUUACGCAAUAAGUAGAUGGCGUAAAAAUUUUGCGUCAAUAACGUGUGUUGCAUGAUAUUACUUAAAGAUUUAUCGUCUAGACAACAGUGCGUAUUAUACAAGACGCGGUCAGACGAGAAGUGGUCAGAGUGUCACAUCUAGUGAGAACUCGGCCAUGUAACAUUUUGCCGUUCAUAUAACGAGGACACCUGAAGCAGAUGGUAACGAUUUGCCACACGUGCAUUCCUCGCAUAUGCUUAAGCAAUAAAUAUAAUACUAUAUCGAGAAAAUGAAAAACUUAUUUCCUUGAAUUAAAUUGAAGUGUAAAUCGUAGCAUAUAUUAUUUGUACUUUAUCCCUUACGACAUACUGGGAGAUUAUAAUUGUUAGAUACUUAUCAAUAAAAUAGCAAACUAGA
Wasmannia auropunctata (little fire ant) is the source of this 2499-nucleotide messenger RNA. RefSeq names its product keratin, type II cytoskeletal 1. The transcript has 7 exons. Lineage: Eukaryota; Metazoa; Arthropoda; Insecta; Hymenoptera; Formicidae. Bases 365 to 1360 code for a protein of 331 amino acids. The record is from RefSeq and is a predicted model, not a curated record.